UUGGGUUUUCAAGAUUUGAUAAUUCGACCCAUAAAUUGAAAUGCUUUCUUUAUUUUCCACGUAAAAAGAUUUGCGGAAGAAGUAAUCAAACAUCAAGAAAAGAAAUUAAAUCCAAUAAAAAGACAAUACAAUAAUCGUGUUAAUGUUCAUGUAAAUAUCCCUAAUAAAGAAAUUGAUCGAUAAAUAUCCUUCUGGCCACUCUGAAAACCCAUCUGAUCGAUAAACAUCAAUCAAACAUGUGAAUUUUUGUUUAUUUUAUCUAGAGUAUAAUAUUCUAUAAUAUUUAUUGUGAGUUUGGGACUAAUAGUUACAUAUAUCAUACAUAAAUAUUCUAUAGAAUAUUAUUAUAGAUUAUUAUACUUUAGAUAAACAAAAGUGGAAACUAAAAAGUUGGUAAUUACAAAAAUACCGGCUGAGAAAACGGAAACCACCAUUCUCAACCAUUUUUCUUCGUGACCAGCCGCAGCUUGUUCGUGACCCAGCGAUCCAACCCCAACAACCCAUUCUCAACCAUUUUUCUUCCAAAUCCAGCAAAAUCAAAAUCUAAAAAAAUGUAGAACUCCUAGGAAACCAGCUGAAUCCCGAAAAUCCAAAAUCAAAAACGAAAAGGGAAAAAAAAAAAACCAGGAAACCUCCAUUGAUGUACAAAAAAAACUCAAAAACAACAAUCAUUCAACAAAGAAAUCGCGAUCAGAGGAGAAGAACCGAGUAGAAGGAGAGCUGGAAAUCAAAGAAACUCACCCAUGAUUGAAUCAGAAGGACAAUUGAAGGAAACGGAACCAUUACAAAUAUUGGUGCAGAGCAAUGGGCAUUGGGAUGACAACAGAAACUAUGUUGAUUAUGAAUCAAGUGGAGAAUUAAUUUCGACCAAGUGCACUUUUGAGGAACUAAAGAGAAUAAUGAUGGAAGAACUCCAAUGCAACCAUGAAUCAACACAACUACAACUGAAAUAUCAACUGAAGGAAGGAGGCCAACCACUACACAUCAAGGAUGACAAAAGUCUGUUGUUCUACAUAAAGCUAUUAACGAAGGAGGUUGAUUUCACAAGGUACCCAUUGUGUGUGAACAAAACCAGUAACACGGCACCACCUAACCAAACAAUGGUGUGGAACAAUAUGAUCAUGGAAUCGUAUGAGAACAACGCAGCACAGGAAGACUUGCAGCAACCUGGAAACAACACGGCAACAACUUCCAAGCAACAACUAUCUGCGCAGACGAUGGGAUCUGGUGAAGUUGAUGCAUUUUUCCUAGAAACAGUAACAGUGUCAUCAGAAUCAACCAUACAACAACCAGACAACAACAGAGAAAAAACUACAGCAGUAGAUGAAUAUUUUGACUUCACCGACUAUGCAAAGCUUGUGGCUGCAGAAAUGGUACAGCAACUAGAAAACAACCAGGAAGAAGAAGAGGAAGUGGACAACACAGAAAUGAUGAUCAUCAAUGACAAACGACAUGAAACAAUAGAGAAGGGGCAAAUUUACAAGGACAAAGAAACAUUGAUAAGUACACUAUGCUACUUUGCAAUCAAGAAGACAUUUCAAUACAAAGUAGUGAAAUCUUGCACAAAAGAAUACAACAUAGUGUGUUUGGACACAAACUGCAAAUGGAGUUUAAAGGCUACAAAAAUGGAAACACAGAAACAUUCAUAAUAAGGAGCUACGAAGAAGAACACACAUGUGCAGUUACAAUUAGAUUUGGAGAUCAACGACAAGCUAC
Molecule: messenger RNA, 1716 nt
Organism: Cannabis sativa
Lineage: Eukaryota; Viridiplantae; Streptophyta; Magnoliopsida; Rosales; Cannabaceae
Exons: 2
Coding region: 744-1649 (301 amino acids)
Source: RefSeq, a predicted model, not a curated record